UAUAUAAGCUAUAAGCAGAUGGUUAGCCCACAGCCCACUCGAUGGGGGUUACCAUAUAUCGGGCAAGCGGAUCGCAAACAUAUACCUACAGACAAUAUACCCUGCAAUCUAUACCUGACAUUUAUACCAUGUACAACUCGCCACUCCCUCUCGACCUCUUACCGAACACCGCCUUUCCCCUACCUUCAUCUUCCUUGCCAGCCUCUCCUACGAUUGCCACUAGCUCGAAAUCAAGAUCGACGAUGCGUCUCAAUUACCCAGAAGAGAUCGACCUGGGUACUUUUAUCGUCGAACGAUGGAAACAAGCCGGGGUUGGGCACGUCUUCGGAGUUCCUGGGGACUUCAAUUUGGGCUUCUUGGAUUAUAUCGAGGAAGACCCCCAGAUCGAAUGGGUCGGCACGGCUAGUGAACUGGGAGCUGGGUACGCAGUUGACGGGUACGCACGGGUGAAGGGCGGCUUGGGGGUGCUUGUCACAACCUAUGGAGUAGGCGAGACCUCGACUUAUAACCCGAUCUGCGGAAUGCAAUCCGAGCGAAUCCCAUGUCUGCACCUAGUCGGACUCCCAGCGACCCAAGCGUUCAAGCAAGGGAAGUUGUUACAUCAUACACUCGGGGAUGGGGACUUGGGGGUUUUCGUUGGGAUGAGUAAAGCUGUCGGGGGAGCAAGCUCUGUGGGAGUGAUCGGGCUUGGUUCGGAGGGAUUUGAGGAGGAGGGGUGGACGGAGACUGUUGAUAGGGUUAUGAGGGUUGCUAUUGCCGAGCGUCGACCAGUAUACCUCGGAUUACCUCAGGAUCUCGUUUCUCGUAAAGUCUCCAGUCGGUCUCUGUACACCCCACUCGGAGAGCCCGCCAGCAGUGACGUGGAAAACCAAACAGCCGACGAAUUAGCGAACAAGAUCGUCGACAAGAUCAGGUCGGUCAACAGGCCUGUGAUGAUCGGGGACUUUUAUGCGCAGAGGUUCGGCUUCGGGGAGGAGAUGAGGGGGUUGUGUGGCGCUUUGGGAGUUAGGUAUUUCGGGACCAAUCUUGCCAAAGCGAUGUUAGACGAACAGACCCGAUUGUACGGUGGGAUCUAUUCUGGAAAGACCACAGAUCAGGCGGCCAAAAUGGAAGUAGAGACCGCGGACAUGUGUUUGAUCGUCGGCCGGAUGGAUAGCGACCUGAAUACGGGAAUGUUCACUGCGAAACUUCCGUUCGAUACCGUAUCAAUCAACUUGGAUGAUACCGUCUUCGAAGGCGAGACGUACAAGAGCAUCGGGAUGGCUGUCCUCAUGCCCCGAUUGACAGUGUUGGCGAGGAAGACAAGACCGAACGCAUGGGAUGAGAAAAUCAUGUUCGAACCCCGUUCUGCGAUGGAAGAACUCGGGAUGAACGUCGGGAACGAUAAACUCGAUCAUGAGAAGUUUUGGGGGAGGAUGGAAAAGUUCUUCCGUGAUGAUGACGUCAUCUUCAGUGACGUAGGAACCAGCUCGAUGGGGAUCGUCAAUGUCACUCUUCCCACGCGCGCCAGAGUGCAUUUCCAACAUUUAUGGGCGAGUAUCGGAUGGAGCGGGGGUGCUGUAUUGGGCGGCGCAUUGGCGGCCCGAGAGACACCUGAUCACACCGGGAACCCGCCUCGCACUAUCGUCUUCAUCGGUGACGGCGCGUUGCAGAUGACCCUACAGGAGAUCGGCAGUAUCAUUCGCAACCGCCUCCCAGUCUAUUUCUUUAUCAACAACAAUAACGGGUACGAGAUCGAGCGACAGAUUCAUGGACCUACUGCCAAGUAUAACGAUAUUCAGACUUACGACCAUCAUCUGAUGAUCCGCGCGCUGGCCGGUCCACUUUAUGACGAGUUUUGCGUAACGCACAAGGUCAAGACUCAACAAGAAUUGGACACUUUGUUGCAAGAUCCCGAGUUCCACACUCCGGGAAAGUUUAGGAUGAUCGAGUUCUGUUUGCCACAAGGAGACGCUCCGAGAGCGCUCAAGUUGCUACAAGGAGGAUUCAACGUCCCAGACAGGGUCAAAGUCAAGAUCCCUUCCCGCCCUAUGACGCCCGUCUCGAUCUCGACCCGUAUACCUUCUCGACCCAGUACGCCAGUCAGCGCUUUGAGAAAAGAACGACCUAUCGGGCCUUUUACGCCGGAACCUAGGGGGAUGGCGUUCUAGUUAUAGAUGGAGUUCUAGCUACAGUUCUGCUUGUUCGAAGGUCGUUUUUCUGUGAUGGUGUGUUUAUGGUGCGAUCAAGUCUGUAUGAUCCGGUGAGACA
Molecule: messenger RNA, 2250 nt
Organism: Filobasidium floriforme
Lineage: Eukaryota; Fungi; Basidiomycota; Tremellomycetes; Filobasidiales; Filobasidiaceae
Product: thiamine diphosphate-binding protein
Exons: 18
Coding region: 42-2150 (702 amino acids)
Molecular function (GO): carboxy-lyase activity; magnesium ion binding; thiamine pyrophosphate binding
Source: RefSeq, a predicted model, not a curated record